Molecule: messenger RNA, 1196 nt
Organism: Rattus rattus (black rat)
Lineage: Eukaryota; Metazoa; Chordata; Mammalia; Rodentia; Muridae
Product: mortality factor 4-like protein 1
Exons: 1
Biological process (GO): chromatin organization; regulation of DNA-templated transcription
Cellular component (GO): NuA4 histone acetyltransferase complex; nucleus
Source: RefSeq, a predicted model, not a curated record
GGUAGAGAGUAGGGGGUGGUAGUCGAAGGUAAUGGGAGAAGGAGGAGGCGGCGAAUCACUUAUAAAUGGCGCCCAAGCAGGACCCGAAGCCUAAAUUCCAGGAGGGCGAGCGAGUGCUGUGCUUUCAUGGGCCUCUUCUUUAUGAAGUAAAGUGUGUAAAGGUUGCCAUAAAGGACAAACAAGUGAAGUAUUUUAUCCAUUACAGUGGUUGGAAUAAAAAUUGGGACAAAUGGGUGCCAGGAAGCAGAGUCCUCAAAUACGUGGACACCAAUUUGCAGAAACAGCGAAAACUUCAAAAGGCCAAUCAGGAACAGUAUGCAGAGGGCAAGAUGAGAGGGGCUGCUCCAGGGAAGAAGACAUCUGGUCUGCAACAGAAAAAUGUUGAAGUGAAAACAAAAAAGAACAAACAGGAAACAUCUGGAAACAGAGAUGGUGGCAGUACCAGUGAGACACCUCAGCCUCCCAGGAAGAAGAGAGCCCGGGUAGAUCCAACCGUUGAAAAUGAAGAAACAUCCAUGAACAGAGUUGAAGUUAAAGUGAAGAUUCCUGAGGAGCUGAAACCAUGGCUUGUGGAUGACUGGGACUUGAUCACCAGACAAAAGCAGCUUUUUUAUCUUCCCGCCAAGAAGAGUGUGGAUUCCAUUUUGGAGGAUUAUGCAAACUAUAAGAAGUCUCAAGGAAAUAUAGAUAACAAGGAGUAUGCUGUUAAUGAGGUUGUGGCGGGGAUAAAGGAGUACUUUGAUGUAAUGUUGGGCACUCAGCUACUCUACAAAUUUGAGAGACCACAGUAAGCUGAAAUUCUGGCCGUUCACCCGGAUGCACCCAUGUCCCAGGUGUAUGCAGCGCCACACUCACUGAGAUUAUUGGUGCGAAUUGGAGCGAUGUUGACAUAUACACCUGUAGAUGAGAAAAGCCUUGCUUUAUUAUUGAACUAUCUACAUGAUUUCCUCAAGUACCUGGCAAAGAAUUCUGCAACUCUGUUCAGUGCCAGUGAUUAUGAAGUGGCUCCUCCCGAGUACCAUCGGAAAGCCGUGUGAGGAGUGUGCUCUCUCACUCGUGCUUGGAUCUCUGUAAACAGUUUGGUUCUUAGUCCUUCUCUUGUACAAAUGAUGUACUUUGAAGACCGUUAGUGUAUAACAGAGUUGAUGUUUGUUUUCUGUCUGAUUUUAAACAGAGGAAAUAAAAGGAGUUAACUG